Messenger RNA from Daphnia pulicaria, 2548 nucleotides. RefSeq names its product cryptochrome-1-like. The record is from RefSeq and is a predicted model, not a curated record. Gene Ontology annotation, molecular function: FAD binding; DNA binding. Bases 421 to 2106 code for a protein of 561 amino acids. Gene Ontology annotation, cellular component: cytoplasm; nucleus. The transcript is spliced from 12 exons. Lineage: Eukaryota; Metazoa; Arthropoda; Branchiopoda; Diplostraca; Daphniidae. Gene Ontology annotation, biological process: negative regulation of DNA-templated transcription; circadian regulation of gene expression; entrainment of circadian clock by photoperiod.
GUGUGUGCACGUGCAGUAGAGAAGGCAGCGUGACUAGCUACGUGUUAGCAAAAAUACCCCCUUCUCUCUGUCUGCGCAGAGUCUCCCCUCCAUAUCAUCAGAUAGAAUAGACAUUCUACACCCACUAACUCACCAGACUCAGACAUACUCGGCCACAACAGAUCGUUCAUUCAAAAAACAGUUUCGUUCAAAAAGUUCCAACUGAACCGAGUGGAUCAUUCUCGAAUAAAAAGUGUGCCAAGUGCAAAUGCUGAGCAGCUAAUUCACAAACAAAAAAGUUCCAGGAAAAUGAGCUAAGGUGGAUGCCAGGAUCAAGCCAUAUUUUUUCAUAACAGCAGCCAAAUCGUGAGAGGUUUUUAGAGAAAAGAAUCAAUUUUCAAUCACUAUCCCCCACUCUACUCAUCAAACCAACUUUAUGCUAUGUAUCGACAGCAAAAAAACAUAAUGAGUGGCUAUGACUCUGAGCCCAGAGAAAAACAAGUUGUCCACUGGUUCAGGAAAGGACUUCGCUUACAUGACAACCCCAGCCUGAAGGAUGGCUUGAAAGGCUGCUCUACUUAUCGUUGCAUCUUCAUCUUGGAUCCCUGGUUUGCUGGCUCAUCCAAUGUCGACAUCAAUAAAUGGAGGUUUCUCUUGGAAUCACUAGAAGACUUGGAUCAGAACCUUAGAAAGCUGAACUCUCGUCUCUUUGUUAUCCGAGGACAACCUGCAGGCGUCCUCCCAAAGCUUUUUAAGGAAUGGGAAACGACAUGCCUGACAUUCGAAGAAGAUCCCGAGCCGUUUGGUCGUGUCCGUGAUCAAAAUAUCAUCACCAUGUGUAAAGAUUUCAAUAUCGAAGUCAUUACGAGAGCGUCCCACACGUUGUAUCAUCCACAAAAAAUCAUCGAGAAGAAUGGCGGGAAAGCUCCCUUGACUUAUCGCCAGUUUCAAAACAUCAUUGCCUCGGUGGAUGCACCGCCGCCGCCCGAGUCGGACAUAACUUUCGAAUCGAUUGGACGUGGUUACACACCCAUGGAUGAAUCCAUGGACGACCGUUUCAGCGUGCCCACAUUGGAAGAAUUAGGCUUUGAUACGGAUGGUUUGAUGCCGGCCGUUUGGCAUGGCGGCGAGACGGAAGCACUGACUCGUUUAGAAAGACAUUUGGAACGUAAAGCGUGGGUAGCUUCAUUUGGCCGGCCCAAAAUGACGCCACAGUCCCUUCUCGCCAGCCAGACUGGACUUUCUCCUUAUCUCCGUUUUGGUUGCCUAUCUGUCCGUCUUUUUCACCAACAGCUCACCAAUUUGUACAAAAAAAUUAAAAAGGCACAACCACCCUUGUCAUUACACGGUCAAGUGCUUUGGCGCGAAUUCUUUUACUGUGCAGCUACAAAUAACCCCAACUUUGAUAAAAUGAUUGGCAACCCCAUUUGUGUCCAAAUUCCCUGGGACUCUAACGCAGAAGCCUUGGCUAAAUGGGCCAAUGGCCAAACUGGAUUCCCAUGGAUUGAUGCCAUCAUGACUCAACUAAGGGAAGAAGGCUGGAUUCAUCACCUGGCCCGUCACGCCGUGGCUUGUUUCUUAACUCGAGGUGAUUUGUGGAUCUCUUGGGAAGAAGGCAUGAAGGUAUUUGAAGAGUUACUGCUGGAUGCAGAUUGGUCUGUCAAUGCUGGCACCUGGAUGUGGCUGUCAUGUUCGUCUUUCUUUCACCAAUUCUUUCACUGCUAUUGCCCUGUCAGAUUUGGCAGGAAAGUGGAUCCCAACGGGGAUUUCAUCAAAAAAUAUCAACCGGUUCUAAAAAAUUUCCCUCUGCAAUACAUUCACGAGCCCUGGAAUGCUCCCGAGUCGGUGCAACGAGCUGCAAAAUGCGUCAUCGGCAAAGAUUACCCGUUGCCCAUGGUGAAUCACUUAGAAGUGUCGCAGUUAAAUAUCGAGCGCAUGAAGCAAGUCUACCAGCGACUAACUCAGUACAGAGGAACUGGCUUAAUGUCACAUUCGCCCCAAAGUGAUAACGGAAUCAUCAUCAAUGUCGGAAACAAGAACAAAAAUGAAAACAGCCAUGCAAAGCAAUUCAGGACUGACGAGCUUCGACAAAACGCUGUUCAGAGAAACCAGUCCAACUUGAACUAAUCAAUGUUGAAUCACUAACGGUAACUAACGUAAAUUUUGCCUGGGAUCUCUUCAUCUCUCUCUUUCUCUCUUCUCUUAAAUGGUUUCGCGCCAUUUAAAGGAAAUCACAAUGUACAUAAUUCUAAUUAAUAUUUCUAAAGAUUUUCCCCCCUUUUGUGAUUCCAUAACUUUUCUCCUCCUUUAACCGGUCCCUCUUUUAUACGGGAUGAUUUUACUGUUGACAAUGGACGAAUCCAUUCAUAUUUCUAUAAGGAAAAAAGAAAAAGCCAAACUUGGUACACAUUCUUAUGUGCUAAUCGAUUGUACAAAAAAAAAAAAAAAAAAGAUUCCCUCGUUGUUCGUUGUCCAUAAUUAUAUACCCAAAUUGAUAUUCAAAACAGAUUUUUAUACGGAAAUCCUGCGUAUUAAACAAUACAUUUGUAACAUUGUUUUUCUUUAGAAA